Messenger RNA from Pristis pectinata (smalltooth sawfish), 540 nucleotides. RefSeq names its product mitochondrial ribosomal protein L42 (gene mrpl42). NCBI's taxonomy places the organism in Eukaryota, Metazoa, Chordata, Chondrichthyes, Rhinopristiformes, Pristidae. The transcript is spliced from 5 exons. The record is from RefSeq and is a predicted model, not a curated record. Gene Ontology annotation, cellular component: mitochondrial large ribosomal subunit. Bases 37 to 540 code for a protein of 167 amino acids.
CCAUAUUGUUGGUAACUCCGUCCCAUUUCCGGUAACAUGGCGUUGGCGGUCGGACGAAGGCUCGUAACUCGGGGCGGAGCGGCGGCUGUGAGAGGUGGAGGCUGGGGUUGUGUUUGUCGGAAGUCUACAUACGUUGCUCUUCCCAAUGACUAUAACUGUAAAGUUGAACUUGCAUUGACGUCAGAUGGACAGACAAUUGUUUGUUACCACCCAUCGGUGGACAUCCCAUACGAACACACCAAGCCCAUCCUACGACCAUCACCUGUGGAGAAUAAAGAGGAGACUCAUGACCAGGUACUGAAGGCCAGAUUAGACAAAGAAGUGCUGCGAGAUAAACAGGGGCCUACAAUUGACGAACUCAGCAAAAUGUUCUACACAACAAAACACCGCUGGUAUCCAUUUGGGCAGUAUCACAGGCGGAGGAUUAAUCCAAUCCUCCAAAAGACGAUGAAUCAGUUGAAAGACAGUGGGUUUAACCAUGAGCUGAUCUCUGUUACUGGUAUCCUGCUGCAUUCCACUCUAAAAGGAAAGAACACUUGA